AUGAUGGUUCUAUACGACCAGUAUCAUUUGCAUCCCGAAGCCUUCUUCCUUCUGAAAAAAAACUAUGCAAACAUCGAGAGGGAGGCUACAGCUGUUGCUUGGGCAUGUGAAAAGUUUCAAGAAUUUAUUAUUGGCAAGAGAAUAACAAUACAAACAGAUCACAAAGCACUACUUCAAAUUUUGAAAUCCAAACAUCUUGAUGAAUUGUCUCCAAGAAUUCAAAGAAUUCGAUUGCGUCUCAUGAGAUAUGAUUUUUCAAUUACUUAUAUUCCUGGAAAGCAGCUUCUAGUUCCUGAUGCUCUUUCAAGAGCACCUCUCCCAUUUUCAGGUACUGAUGACCGUGAGUUAGAAGAAGAAACUCAAGCGUUUGUUCAAAUGGUUUUGUCGUCCAUCGAUAUAAACGACUGCAUAGUUGCUAAAGUAUUGGAGGAACAAAAUAAAGAUCCGACUUUACGUGAACUGAAAAAAAUAAUCAUCCAAGGUUGGCCUUCUAAGACAUCAUUACGAGAUGACCUAAAACCGUAUAAUUCAGUUAAGGAUGAGCUAAGUGUGGAUAAUGAGAUGAUACUACGAGGUUCAAGACUUGUAAUUCAGCCAGCUCUGCAGUCUUGGGCACUUCAAAGAGUACAUGAAGGUCAUUUUGGAAUCACCAAGUGUCGUUUACGUGCAAAAGAGUCAGUCUGGUGGCCAGGAAUUUCUUCAGCCAUUGAAUGUAUGGUGAAAUCAUGCCCUACUUGUAUUAAACAUUCAAGGAACAGUCAUGAACCAUUGCUUCCCACACAAUUCCCUGACAGGCCAUGGAAAACACUUGCGAUGGAUUUGUUCAAACUUGAAGGCGUUUGGUUUUUGACUGUGACAGAUUAUUACUCCAGAUAUUUUGAGAUAGCUGAAUUAGAGUCAUUAACAUCACGAGAAGUAAUAAUGAGAUGCAAAGCCUUUUUCUGUCGACAUGGCAUUCCAGAAGAAAUUAGGUCUGACUGUGGGUCUCAAUUUCAAGUCCUUGAACAUUCAGAUUUCAAGACAUUUUCCAAAGUUUAUGGCUUCAAGCAUGUAACAAGUAGCCCAAAAUUUUCCCAAGCGGCAGUGAAAAUCGCCAAAAUGAUUCUAAAGAAAAAUGUGGAAGACCCUUAUUUAGCGCUUCUAGCCUAUCGAACGACACCCCUCUGGAAUGGGUUCAGUCCCUCUCAGCUUCUUAUGAACAGAGCAGAGCGAUUACGGAGCACAUUGCCUCAGACAGGACAUUUGCUUUGUGGAAAACCAGAUCUAAAGGAUCUUAAAGGGAGAGAAGAAACAUAUCGUGAGAAGUACAAACACAACUAUGAUAGAAGGCACAAAGUGCAAACUCUCAAUCCUCUUCAUAUAGGAGACCCAGUUUGGAUUGUGGACCUUAGAAGACAUGGCAAAAUUGUGAAAAUCCUGGACAGCCCUCGUUCAUAUAUUGUUGAAACUGAUAAGAGGAAUAAGAACCUCAUCUACCUUCUUCGGACAUAA
Molecule: messenger RNA, 1491 nt
Organism: Macrosteles quadrilineatus (aster leafhopper)
Lineage: Eukaryota; Metazoa; Arthropoda; Insecta; Hemiptera; Cicadellidae
Exons: 2
Coding region: 1-1491 (496 amino acids)
Biological process (GO): DNA integration
Molecular function (GO): nucleic acid binding
Source: RefSeq, a predicted model, not a curated record